GUCGCGUUGGUGUUUUUAUAUAUUCGAAGACUAUUUUCCCGUAAAUUUUUAAGGAAAACAUUUUCUCCGAUUUUGAAGAAAACAUCCUUUGUAGGAAAACAUUUUUCAAAAUAUUUAGCGCAACUAAAUAAGAAAAAAUAGGAAAAUAUUUUUCGGAAAACCUUUUCCGCCGUACCGUUGUAUUAUGGAGUAGCUUCUAUUGAAAUAAAGUUCUCUUAAUCGAUCAGUGAUUCAUGAAAAUCUAUUUAGAAUAACUUAAAGUUGUUUACAUGAUAAUCUUUCUUUUUGCAGGGGUUGAUAAUUUCAGCUAAAAGUGCUGUGACACUACUCUUUUUGUUUCCUCUCUAGAGACAUCAGGUUGAAAAUAUUACUGGAUUAGAUUGGGCGAAUGGAGAAUUUUGAAAAUUAUAAUUCUGAUGAAAAUGAUGCCUACUUCUGGCUACCUCCUGAAUCAGAAGAUUAUUAUGAUGAUGAUACGGAAUUUGAUAAUGACGAUGACCUGAAUUUGGGCAAGCCAACUUCUUUAUUCAACACGGAAAAUGGAGGUUCUAGAAGCGACAAGUUUAAAGAGGAAAAGCAAAAGUUAUUAAAGGAUAUGAUGGAUCAGAAGCUUAAGCCCCUUGUUAAUGACCUGCUUAAUUCUUUUGGUGUUGUCUCUGACAAUUGGGUUGACAUAGUAAUUUCCUUGUCAUUCGAGGCUACUUCAUUUCUGAAGCCUAAUGCCACUCAAGGAAAGGCGGCUAUGGAUCCUAAUCGAUAUUUGAAAGUAAAAUGUAUUGCAACCGGUUCUCGCACCCAAAGUCAAUUUAUCCGAGGCUUGGUCUUCAAUAAACAUGCUACUCACAAACACAUGCCUACAAAGUAUAAUAAGCCUAGAUUGAUGUUGAUCCAGGGUUAACUUGGUGUCUCUUCAAAUGAAUUGUCAGAAUUAUACUCGAUGCAUCAGGAGUAUCGUAGAGUGGAGUACUCUAUCAUUAACAAGAUAGGAAUGUACGAACCAGAUGUUAUUUUAGUGGAGAAAUAUGUUUCCCGUGACAUACAAGAGUAUGCUCUUCGUUAUGGAUGGACACUAGUCCUUGAUAUCAAGCUACAUCGACUGGAGAGAAUUGCUCAAUGCACGGGCUCAUCAAUCAUAUCUCCUGAAAUAUUAGAAUGCGAAAAGCUCAAGCAGUGUGAUUCCUUUUAAUUUGAGAAGUUUCUAGAAGAACAUGCCUCUUCUGGUGAUAGUGGGAAAGCGCCUAGCAAAACACUGAUGUUUAUUAAGGGCUGUUCUACUCGUCUUGGAUGUACAAUUUUGUUAAUGGGAAGUAACAGCAAUGAAUUGAAGAAGGUUAAAUAUGUGGUCAGGCGUGCAGUCACCACGGCAUAUAAUUUAAUCCUUGAGACUUGUUUCCUUCUAGAUCAAAAAGCAAUGCUCUCAACUAGUCCUCCUAACCAAGUUGUGAAUCUAAUAAUCACUGAUGGAGAGCUAUCUGUCAGUGUGGGGCAACAAAUCCUUCCUACUAAUGAGGAACCUAUUGCUGAGACCAGUUCAUCCUUAGAGGAAGAAGGCGAGUCUCUAUCGUUUAAGCCAAACAAUCCAGAAGAUCAUGGCCUAACUGAUGUUCAAGUUUCUAUUGAUCUAGAACAAAGGGCCACUCUUUCUGACAAAGAGAAGACACCUGAAAAGGAACGGUUACAUUGUCCAUUACUGAGUGCAGAAGAGUCUCUGGAUGUUCGUGAAGAUGAAGGACAUAAUAUGGAUGUCAUGAUAUCAUCAUUACAUUGGGAGAGUAUUUCAGUAAUGAUGUCAAGUUGCAACGCUAAAAGAGGCACUAAGUGUGAGCAUAUUGCUCUUUCUAGAAUCAAGUUCUAUCAAGAUACUGAUAUUCCCCUUGGGAAGUUUUUGCAAGAUAAUUUGCUAAAUCAGAACCACCAGUGCUGGACGUGUGGUGAAUCCCCUGAAGGUCACAUCUUCCGUUAUGCACAUCAAGGAAAGCUACUCACUAUUCAAGUUCGUUCUCUUCCAUUGCACAAGGUCCUUCCAGGUGAAAGGGAACGGAAACUUUGGAUGUGGAGUCGCAAUGGACGCUUAGAGAAUACAAAAAGAGUUUUAAUGUCCAGUGGCUCCCGUGGUUUGUCAUUUGGAAAAUUUUUGCAGCUCACUUGCUCAAACCCCUCUUUGUUUAGUACACUGCCCGACUCCAGGGAUUUUCUCUACUUCUUCGGAUUGGGGUCAGUGGUCGCAAUGUUCAAGUACUCAAAUCUUACUAUUUAUUCCGUCUCUCUUCCACCUGUGAAGCUGGAGUUUAGCGGGUCGAUCAAAGGAAAGUUCAAGGAUGUUGUAGAUGUUUACAUGAAAGCGAUUAGGAUGUUUCUUGAUGUAGAGAAUGCUUUAAAGGCAAUACAGUCAGGCAGUAAUAGAACAACCGUAAAUCUACAAGGGUCAACUUUGGCAUUCUCUGAAGUUGAGAAAAUGUUGAAGGAAGAGAGAUCUCAAUUUGAGAUUGAAAUUGAAAACACAGCGAAAGAGGACGCUGUGUAUAAAGCUCUGAGCUUAAACAGAAUACGGCUGGAGCUUCUGCUUGUGCACUGUGUGUGGGAUCGCCGUCUUCAUUUGCUGAUGUCAUCUGACUGUAGAGUUACAUAUCCCGAAACCAUUGACCAGAAGCAUCGGGAAAGAGAUUCCCUCUCAGUAAUAAUAGAGAAUGACAAAGGGUGGUGGACUCCUUUCCCUGAAAUUCGACAUGAAUACAUGAAGAAUCUUCAGAGAGGUCACUUAACAAGAUUAGGUGCAGAAACUGUAGCUUGUAAACUUACCACUGCUGAAGAUGGAAAGCUCCAUAUUCCCCUUGACAAGAAUGACAAGUAUAUUGUGUCUCAUUAUGAAGAUGAAUUUUCUAGCAUAAUUGCUUGUGCGGCCUUGCUGAAGUAUUUGCCUGUUGUGAGUCAACAUCAUGAAGUUGAUCAUUCGAGGAAUUUUUCCGGAGAGCAUAAAUACUCCGUAAUCUGUCCCUAUGCUGCCCAAUUUCUUCAUCUGCGAGAUCGGUGUUGCCUUUCUGAACUUGAUUAUAUUUCUUCCUUAAGUAGGUGUAGGAGCUCGGAUCCAAACGCCAAAACCAUUGAUGAUCGGUUCAUCGUAAAGGAAAUCAGGAGAAAUGAAUAUGAAUCGUUCUUGAAGUUUGCUCCUUGUUAUUUUGAUUACAUGGAUCAGUGCAUAGAGAAAAAGAAUCCAACCUGCCUUGCGAAAAUUCUUGGCGUUCAUCAGGUCAUGGUAACACCACGAUGUGGGAAAGAGACGAGGCAUGACUUCGUGGUGAUGGAGAACCCUUUUUUUGGAAAAAAUAUUACUCGACAAUAUGAACUGAAAGGCAUUUUGCAUGGUCGAAUUAAUUCGUCUGACAAUGGCUUUCUUCGGGAGCAAAACUUUGUGAAUGACAUGAAUAUUUAUCCCAUAUAUGUUUCUAACAGCUCAAAAAUGAAACUGCAAAAAGCUGUAUGGAAUGACACCACUUUCCUCAAUUCAAUCAAUGUGAUGGACUAUUCUCUAUUUGUGGGAAUGGAUACUCAAGGCAAUGAACUUGUUUGUGGCAUCAUUGAUUAUCUAACACAGUACACAUGGAACAAACAACUCCUGAAUUGGUUCAAAGUCAUAUCCCCCAAGGAGUAUAAAAAGAGAUUUAGGAAGUUUAUCAACACAUAUGUUCCUACUAUUCUAGAUCAAGUUUGAAUCAAAGAUCCUCAAAUCCGUAAAACUUUUUGGUAUUGGCAAUGUCAAAGCUUCAGUCUCCUCAUAGUGCUUACAUAAUACCAAGUCAUUCAAUGGCGUUUGCAGUAGAAGAAAUUCUUUUUGUGAUCUGUAUUUGUGAGAAUUGAUUUUGAAGUACUUUGUUUUCUCAAUUGUGAAGGUGCAUGUUUGGGUUGGGUUUUGGAAGAAUGAUUUUGAGUGUGUUUCAAUUAGAAAUUAAAUUUGAAUGCUGUUAAAUUAAA
Molecule: messenger RNA, 3969 nt
Organism: Lycium barbarum (goji berry)
Lineage: Eukaryota; Viridiplantae; Streptophyta; Magnoliopsida; Solanales; Solanaceae
Product: putative 1-phosphatidylinositol-3-phosphate 5-kinase FAB1D
Biological process (GO): phosphatidylinositol phosphate biosynthetic process
Cellular component (GO): endosome membrane
Molecular function (GO): ATP binding; 1-phosphatidylinositol-3-phosphate 5-kinase activity
Source: RefSeq, a predicted model, not a curated record